AUGUCAGGCGAACCCCCUCAAAUACGUCGUCGCCUUCCCUGCUUCUCUCCCUCUCUGCCCGCGACCCUCAAAUACGACGGCGGCCGCCGCGGGGCCAUCCUCGGGCUCUUCCUCGCCGGGUGGGCCACCCGCGUCGCCGCGGACCCGCAGUUCCCUUUCAAGGUGCUCAUGGAGGAGCUCGUCGGCGUCACCACCUGCGUGAUCGCCGACAUGGCCUCCCGCCCCAACUUCGGCCUCAACGAGCUCGACUUCGUCUUCUCCACCCUCGUCGUCGGAUCCAUCCUCAACUUCGUCCUCAUGUACCUCCUCACCCCCACCGUCGGCCCGUACUCGCUCGGCUCCCGCGUUGCCACAAUCAUGUCCAAGGGCGCGGUGGUCGCCGCCGGCCCGUACUCGCUCGGCUCCCGCGUCGCCACGAUCAUGUCCAAGGGCGUGGUGGUCGGGUUUGCGGCGGGGUUCACUGGGACCGCGAUCUCCAAUGGGCUUAUUGCGAUGCGGAAGCGCAUGGACCCGGCGUUCGAGACGCCCAACAAGGCUCCGCCCAUGCUGCUCAAUGCCGCCACCUGGGCGCUCCACAUGGGUGUCAGCAGCAACCUGCGGUACCAGACGCUGAAUGGGGUCGAGUACCUGCUCGGCAAGGUCGCACCGGCACCGGUGUUCAAGGUGUCCGUUGUUGCUCUCCAUUGCAUGAACAACAUGCUUGGUGGGAUGUCCUUCGUACUGCUUGCCAGGUUGACUGGGGCGCAAAAAUCAGAUAAGACGGCGACGAUCGCGAAAGAGAAGGAGAGGUUGAUAUGA
Sorghum bicolor (sorghum) is the source of this 798-nucleotide messenger RNA. Its product is annotated as protein RETICULATA-RELATED 3, chloroplastic. The record is from RefSeq and is a predicted model, not a curated record. Lineage: Eukaryota; Viridiplantae; Streptophyta; Magnoliopsida; Poales; Poaceae.